Lytechinus variegatus (green sea urchin) is the source of this 1761-nucleotide messenger RNA. RefSeq names its product ribose-5-phosphate isomerase-like (gene rpia). Gene Ontology annotation, biological process: D-ribose metabolic process; pentose-phosphate shunt, non-oxidative branch. NCBI's taxonomy places the organism in Eukaryota, Metazoa, Echinodermata, Echinoidea, Temnopleuroida, Toxopneustidae. Gene Ontology annotation, molecular function: ribose-5-phosphate isomerase activity. The transcript has 8 exons. The record is from RefSeq and is a predicted model, not a curated record. Gene Ontology annotation, cellular component: intracellular membrane-bounded organelle. The coding region runs from base 84 to 905 and encodes 273 amino acids.
AUGUCAACUUAAGCGGUCUAUCUGAAUCCGCGCCUGAUCGACUUCCGUGUUAAUUGUUCAAAACCGCCGAGAAAACAGAACAAAUGUUGGCGAACAGUGCAAUUAACCCUGCGAAGAAUUGCAUCAGGAAUGCAUGCAUUUCUACAGAACGGUUGUGUCGUCUGGCUACAACAAACGGAGUUGGGCAUUCCUCAACAAUGGAUUUGAUUGACCAGGCCAAAAAAGCUGCAGCAUGUGCAGCAGUGAACAACCACGUGAAGGACAAGUGUAGACUGGGUGUAGGAAGUGGUUCUACCAUUGUGUUCGCUGUUGAAAGACUAGCGGAGAGAGUAAGAGAAGAGAAGCUUCAAGUCACAUGUGUACCUACUUCAUUCCAAGCAAAGCAGCUCAUCGUAGAGAAUGGUUUGACCCUGAGUGACCUCGAGAGAACGCCAGAGUUAGAUGUUGCUAUCGAUGGAGCCGAUGAAGUGGAUAGUAGUUUAACGUGUAUCAAAGGAGGAGGAGGCUGCCUGACGCAAGAAAAGAUUGUCGCUGCUAAUGCUGAUACAUUCAUUGUUAUAGCAGACUACAGGAAACAGUCUUCAGACCUAGGUAUCAACUGGACCAAAGGCAUUCCAAUAGAAGUCAUUCCCAUGGCCUAUCGCCCAGUCAUCAAGACUAUCCAGACCAAGUUUGGUGGCUCACCAGAACUCAGGAUGGCCAAAGCCAAAGCAGGACCAGUAGUGACAGAUAAUGGCAAUUUCAUCUUGGACUGGAAGUUUGAUAGAAAGCCUGAAAGCUGGGAUUCAGUCAACAGGGACCUUAUGAUGAUUCCAGGUGUCGUGGAUACAGGGUUGUUCAUCAACAUGGCCAAGAGGGCGUACUUUGGAAUGGCUGACGGGGGUGUUCAGAUUCAAGAUCCUUGAUCUCAGGGAGCCAUUCACAUUUGAGGCUGUACAUCUUGCAUACUUCAAGGAGAAGAAUUCCAUUUCCAACCGGCUCCUCCUUUUUGAGCUAGUGCUCAAAUUUGCAUUUGCCUUUAGAAGUAAUUUUGAGCGAUUUUAAACCAUAUUCCUGUACAAGAAUAUUCCAGCGUAAUGUUUAUUAUGCCUUUGUUGUUCAACCAUAUCGAAGAUCCCCAGGAGCAGUGUUUCACAGAAGAGCAAAUGGAGAAUGCCUGUUCAAUUCUAUAUUGCACUACCAGCUAGACUAAACUUAUUUUGAUAUACAUGUAUUAUUAUUAUUACACAAUUGGAUUGGAUGAAUUUAAGUCUUCCCAGAGUCCUCUCAAACCAACAAAGAGAACUUUCAGCACAAAAUACCCAUUCAGGAAGGAUGGGUCUUUGACUGAAAUUUUCAUACACCGCAGUUUGUUGUGCAGAGGGUAUUUAAUGAAAGUAGAACUAAAGAUAUGUUGCACAAAGAAUCGUGGUCAAUGCUGCUUAGUGCGGACUGCUUGCUGUAAAGCAGGGAGUGUGAAUCUAUACAAACUUUAAAUGUUCAAGGGAGAGAAAGAAAUGGCUGAAAGGAUUCUGUAUCUAAAUCAUGGUCUUCCCUGUGGCAUAGUUAAUGACUCAAUUUUAUGAGGUAAAGAGCUGGGCCGGUAUUCUGUUAAGAGUAUUGAUUAAGUUAGAGUUUUAUUUAGCAUUUUUACUUUGCUAAGCAAAAUGCUUGUAUUCAGAUCCCCAAUGUUUUACUUUAUCGUGCCAAAUUUUAGCAAAUACUUACUAAAAACCAUUGUGACGUCAUAAAGUUUACGCAAAAUAAUGCUCAAAGCCAGUA